AUGGAUUCUCUCUCCGCCAGGACGAUCAUUGGGCGCGCCGCCAUCUCCUCUCCCGCUCUGCUCCCUCCUCAGUGCCUCAAAUUCUCCGUCUCGUUCCGAUCGGCGGCCGCUCCCUUCCUAGGCCGGUCCGCAGGGGCUCGCUCCGCCGGAGUGGGGCGGAUCUCAUGCGCUGCGGUGUCCGUGUCCACGCCGGUCGGCGGUACAGAUGCCGCCGUCUCGUCGGCUGCCGCGGCCGUGGCAUCGAAGCCGACGGUGCUGGUGUCGGAGAAGCUCGGGGAGGCCGGGCUGGAGGUCCUCCGAGGGUUCGCGAACGUCAACUGCGAGUACAACCUGUCCCAGGAGGAGCUCUGCGCCAAGAUCUCCCUCUGCGACGCGCUGAUCGUGCGGAGCGGGACCAAGGUGUCUCGGGAGGUGUUUGAGGCCGCGAAGGGGCGGCUGAAAGUCGUCGGCCGAGCUGGAGUUGGCAUCGACAACGUUGAUCUUCAGGCUGCCACUGAGUUCGGCUGCCUUGUGGUCAACGCCCCUACGGCGAACACUGUCGCUGCUGCGGAACACGGGAUCGCGUUGAUGUCCGCCAUGGCCAGGAACGUGGCGCAGGCAGACGCCUCCAUGAAGGCGGGUGAGACACUACUCUUCUCCUGGCACACCUCUCCCGGCGUUCUUUGAAGGACGAGAUCUUUGUAGAUCUGCUUAGAUCUGUUUCGUUUUGCGGGUUUUUCUGCGAUGCUUUUUUCACCGGACUUGAUAAUUUAGUGGACCCCUGGAAGUGGAUAGAAAUAAAAGAAAGUCGUGGACCCCUGCGAAAGUCAAAACACCUUGGCGUAUUCAUUUUUUAUUAUCAAUUAACUGAGGCUCCUUUUCUCUUUUCAAAAACUCGAUUCUUCUUUUCGGUCACUGUCUAUUUUCUGAAGGCUUUGUCCCUUUCCCUCUCCUUCAUUUUAUUUGUUUGCCUCUAAAAAUAUCUGAAAUAUAGGAAUAUCUAAUUUAUGCAUUUUUUGAGGGGCAGCUUUGAAUCUGUUAAUUAAAAUCGAAGCACUCUCUCCCUCCUUCCCUAUUCGGAGCAAGUAACUCGUGUUUCCGUGAAAAUAAUUGUCCAAAUAUGACUAUAGAUAGCUCAUGAUUCUUCCUGAAAUAUGAUAAGUUGAUGUCGUCAUGUUUCCCUUUGUCGGACUGUUUCUCAGUGCGUUUGGAGGUGUGAGUGAUUCAUCUUAUGAUCAACCACGGCAUUAGUUCAUCUGUAGUUUGUUUCCUUUAAUUUAUGGAUCCCAUGCUUGCAAGAGAUAAUAUUCUGAAAUCUGUGAUUGUAAGUUGAGCAGCUUCCACUGUUUCAUCCGUCAUAAGAUCGGUAUCUUUCACGGAUUUUCUCAAGAGCUCUACUGCUCUUUCUAUAUUCAGAAAUUUCAUUUCAGCUACUCCUGAGCUGCUUCUUUCUUUACAUGGUUCGAAAACGACUAUGGCCUUAAUUACCCCAUUAAUUUUCUUGACCAUUGACAGGGAAAUGGCAACGUAACAAAUUUGUUGGUGUCUCUCUGGUCGGUAAGACACUGGCCGUUCUGGGUUUUGGAAAAGUCGGCUCUGAAGUUGCUCGGCGUGCAAAGGGUCUUGGAAUGCAUGUUAUUACUCAUGAUCCCUAUGCCCCUGCUGAUCGAGCGCGUGCAAUUGGCGUGGAGUUGGUUUCCUUUGACGAGGCCAUCGCCACCUCAGAUUUCAUCUCACUUCACAUGCCGUUGACGCCUACUACUGCAAAGAUCUUCAAUGAUGAGACCUUUGCAAAGGUGAAAAAGGGCGUCAGGAUUGUCAACGUUGCAAGGGGUGGUGUUAUUGACGAAGAUGCAUUAGUGAGAGCCCUUGACAAUGGAACUGUCGCUCAGGUACUUUAGCUUGUUCCUUUGGUGAAGUUCAGUCUUCUCACAGUUCACUCACAUUCUGAUUCGUGAAUGAAUUCUUCUAUUUUCUGAGGGAUUCUUAUUUUUUUCUCUCAAUUCGAGCAGGCCGCCCUUGAUGUGUUCACAGAAGAACCCCCACAUAAAGAUAGCCCGCUGGUGCAGCAUCCAAAUGUUACCGUCACUCCUCACCUCGGGGCCAGCACAGUGGAAGCCCAGGUCCGCAUCUCACCACCCCCCCCUCCCUCUGGCUUUCCUCCAAUGGCAUUUCCUUCUCUCUCUCUCUCUCUCUCUCUACCCUCCUCCUGAACGAGAUUUCUCAUUCCAGGAAGGCGUCGCCAUUGAGAUUGCAGAAGCCGUUGUCGGGGCCUUAAACGGUGAACUCGCCGCCACUGCCGUCAAUGCCCCCAUGGUUCCUGCCGAGGUAAGCCGGUUCUUAUGUCAUACGUAAUCAAUAUUCCGCCCUCAGAAAAUAUAAGCUAUAUAGUAGCCAAUCAAAUUGUUUAUUUAUUUAUUUAAUUAGUCAUUUAUCUCUGUGCUUGUGUGUGUGAAUGUGAUGAUAUUCAGGUUCUGUCAGAGCUGGCUCCGUAUGUGGUGCUGGCGGAGAAGCUGGGCCGUUUAGCCGUCCAGCUGGUGGCCGGGAGGAGCGGCAUCAAAGGGGUGAAGAUCUCGUACGCGUCGGCGCGGAACCCCGACGAUCUGGACACCCGUAUCCUGCGGGCCAUGGUGACCAAGGGCAUCGUCGAGCCCGUCUCCAGCGUCUUCGUCAACCUGGUCAACGCUGACUUCACGGCGAAGCAGCGCGGGCUCCGUAUCACGGAGGAGCGUCACUUCCUCCACGGCGGGAACCCCGCCGACGGCGCCCCCCUCGAGUCCAUCCAGGUCCACCUCAGCCAUGUGGAGUCGAGAUUCGCGAGCGCGCUCUCCGACUCGGGGGAGGUCCGAGUCGAGGGCCGGGUCAAGGACGGGAUUCCGCACCUGACCCACGUGGGGUCCUUCGCCGUUGACGUGAGCCUCGAGGGGAACCUCAUCCUUUGCCGGCAGGUUGACCAGCCGGGGAUGAUCGGCCGCGUGGGGAACAUCCUCGGCGACGACAACGUCAACGUGAACUACAUGAGCGUCGGUAGGAUCGGGCACGGCCAGCAGGCCAUCAUGGCCAUCGGCGUGGACGAGGAGCCCUCCAAGGACACCCUCUCCAAGAUCGGCGACGUCCCCGCCAUCCAGGAGUUCGUCUUCCUCAAGCUAUAA
Spirodela intermedia is the source of this 3131-nucleotide messenger RNA. The record is from the annotation of a GenBank genome assembly. NCBI's taxonomy places the organism in Eukaryota, Viridiplantae, Streptophyta, Magnoliopsida, Alismatales, Araceae.